Messenger RNA from Amoebophrya sp. A120, 1278 nucleotides. The record is from the annotation of a GenBank genome assembly. Lineage: Eukaryota; Dinophyceae; Syndiniales; Amoebophryaceae.
AGAACGUAGUCUCUUUGCCCUAAAGCACCUGACUUCUACCUAGUACUUUUCCAGAAGCGAAAAAAAGCGAAAAAGAUGGACCGCUUCACGCUGACGGUGCUGCUUUGCGUUUUUAACGGCGUGGCGUCCGUGACCAUGAUGAUGGGCAACAAAAAACUCGCGCUAGUUUUUCCCUUUCCCUUCACCACCAUCCUUCUCCAAAACGCGGUGUGUUUCCUCAUUUGCGCCCUGCUGAUCAGGAUACAGGACGGCCAGUCUUUGUACAAGAAGCUAAGGUCCAUGCGGUGGGCGCACUUCCGGAGUUGCCUCGCCGUCGGGGUCGCAACCAGUCUCGUCUUGUCGACCUCCAUCGUCGCUCUGCGCUUCGCGUCGGUGCCUCUGGUCGUGGCUUUUAGGAAUUUGACCCCCAUCGUCGUCGCGCUGCUUGAUUCGCUCGUCUUGGGGGCGACCUUUCACAACAGCGCGAAACUGGGGCUGGUGUGCGGGUUGGGGGGGUCCCUUCUGUACACGGUGUUCGAUCCGCCGACAGCGGCGCAUGCCGUACAGAACACAACUACCGGGGAUUAUGAGAAUAAGGCGCUUGUUACAUCAAGCAACAACACGACCAAAACUACUACAGCAGAACAAGCAGCAAACACCUCCACCUCAACCCUCACGGCAACGAAUUCGGUCCUUUUUCAAGCAAACUUCGGUCUGUUCUUCGUCAUCGCGAACCUGCUGCUCAGCGCCUUGGUGAACAUCCUGGAGUCCACGACCAUGCGGAAGUUAGCCGCGGAACAAAGUGCGUCCACGGUGAACUGCAUCCGCAUAACGGUGAUGCAGCCGAUGCUGCUGGCGCUCUCCACGGUAUUUGAAGACCAGCAGCAUGCUCUCCAUUUGCUGCGCGCAGACGGAAUUGCGGUCCUUGAUCGGGUACAAGGGACGAUGAACAGUGGUAGCACAACUAUGGGACCAGCAGGAGAAAUAACGUCGACUGCGCCGAUGCUUUUCAUCCUCCCGCUGUUUCUCUUGACCGGCGCUUUCGCAGCCUUGUUCGGCGUUUCCGCGCUCGCUCUCAGCGGCUUGCGCGUCAGCCCCACAACGCUGGCGUUUUUAAAUGUGGUGUACAAACUAGCAACUACGGUGGUCGGGCAUUUUUUGUUUCCCGCAAAUGUCCCGAUGCUGAGCUGGUGCGGCUAUGCGCUCACGUUCUGCGGAUUCCUGUUUUACGCAUUAGGUCGGCCAAAGAAAGAUGGCGAAAAGAAAAUAGAAAAGAUCUUGGACAAAAAAAGAAAUUGA